Messenger RNA from Loa loa (African eye worm), 3118 nucleotides. Its product is annotated as CBF/Mak21 family protein. Bases 18 to 2537 code for a protein of 839 amino acids. Lineage: Eukaryota; Metazoa; Nematoda; Chromadorea; Rhabditida; Onchocercidae. The transcript is spliced from 17 exons. Gene Ontology annotation, cellular component: nucleus. The record is from RefSeq and is a predicted model, not a curated record.
AUUUAAAGGUUGAAUAAAUGACAUCAAUAGCAACUGCUGGACCUAUAGUUAGGCAUUCACCUGAAACAAAAUGGUACGAUUAUGGAGAUCUGGAAUGUGCUGAGCAAUUAACCUCUAAUUUCAAUUAUCUUAAUAGCAUCGAGGAACAAGCAGAGAUUUUGCUGAAAAGAGACUGUGAAUUGCAGUGGCAGAUGCAAAGUAAAAAAAACAUGACUGAGACAGCAUGGCUGAGCACAAUUCUGACGCGUGGUACUGCCAAUGAUAAAGUAACUGCAAUGCAAAUAUUGACACAACGACAUCCAGUUCAUUCCCUUCCACAUGUCGCUGCAUUGGUUAAUACCGUUGCCAAGAAAAAUACAAGAGAGGCAUUUUCUGUACUCGGCUUGCUAAAAGACUUAUUUAUCAAUGAAUUAUUACCGCCAACGCGAAAAUUGAUCCCCUUUGCAGCGAGACCAGUAGAUAAAAUAAAUUUAUCAUCGUUGGACAAGGAUUUCAAUUUGAAAAAGAAACUUAUACUCUGGAAAUUUGAGUCGGACUUGAAAGCUGUAUACGAGAAAUUUAUCGUUGCAAUAGAGCGACUGGCUGGAGAAAAUAUAGAGAAAUUAGGCAUAUUGUCUUGCCGCUACGCCCUGGAACUCUUGAUAGCACGUGCCGAGCAAGAACAGAAUUUGCUAUCUCUGCUUAUCAACAAACUCGGACAUCCGAAUAAAACAUUGGCUACACGUGUUUGUGGCUAUCUGCUGCAGUUGACCAGAAAACAACCGCUGAUGCGUCACAUCGUUGUUAAAGAAGUGGAGCGACUUAUCUACCGAAAGAAUAUUUCGUGCUGCACACAGCUUCAUGCAGUCUCAUUUUUGUCUCAAAUGAAUCUGCAUGGUUGUGACCCAACGCUUGCGUCAACACUGCUUAAUAUCUAUAUAGGAUUGUUUCGAAUGUUAGUUUUGAAUAAGAAAAUGGAUGACAAAAUAUUGAAUGUUUUACUGUUGGCUACAAAUCGAGCUUUCUCAUUUGCGAAAGGUGAUGUAGAUAAGUUGAUCAAAGAAAUCGACACCUUAUACAAAAUUUUGCACCAAUCAAACUUCUCGACUGCGCUGCAGACAUUGAAAUUAUUGUAUCAGCUUCUUAUAGCAAGUGAAGGAAUUUCGGAUCGUUUUUAUGCCGCUCUUUACCGACGUAUAUUGGAUCUUCAACAUGGCACAAAUGUAGAUAGGCCGUUGUUUUCAUUGUUAUAUCGAGCUUUAUCUUCCGAUGUUGUUGAACAUAGAGUUAUUGCAUUCAUCAAGCGUCUUCUGCAGCUGUCUCUCUGCCGGAAUGCUUCAUUUGCUGCUGCAACGUUAAUUUUGAUUUCGCGAUUGACAGAGAGGCGACCGUCAUUAUUAAUAAUUAAGAAGGCUGCUGAUGUUACAAAAUUCAGUAAGGAUAUGAAGGCGGAAGUUAUUGAUGAUGAUGAGGAAGUGUAUCAUGAUUUCGAUCCUGCCACAGAAGCAGUAACUACCGAGAUUCCAGUGAUCUCAGCAUUUGAAAGUAAUGAGAAAUUAAUUAGUGAUAUCAAGCCGUGUGAAAAGAAGCUCUUUGGAUGGAUGCACAAAAACAAUAUUGUGGUACGAAGUGAUGCUACAACAUACGACCCAGUGGUUAGGAAUCCACUGUUCUCUCGUGCUGAUAAAAGUAUUGCUGCAGAACUGAUACUAUUAACCAUGCAUUAUCAUCCUUCAGUUGCUGUGUUUGCGUCGAAUCUGCUUAAUGGCAUAUCAAUACGAUAUGAUAGUGAUCCGUUGCUCGAUUUUACGCAAAUGCGCUUCCUUGAUCGUUUCGUAUUUCGGAAUCCCAAAAUAAAAAAUACGAAUGAGAAAGUUAUGCGACGCAAAGUCUACGAUCCUCAUGGUGUUAGGAAGCUACCAGUUAUAUCGAAGGAAUAUGCUGCAAAAAGCAGAAAUGAAAUACCAAUCGAUGAAAGGUUUUUACACCGUUAUGCAUCCAUGAAAAUGCGGAUGAGGGAAGAAAACGAAGGCGAAGCUGUUCAUGAUGAUGAUGAUAUUGAAAGCAUCAACUCCGAUGAGUUUAAUAUGUUGCUAGACCGUUUCGAGCCAGGUGAACGAAGAGAAGUAUUUGAUGUUGACUUCAGUCAAGAAUUCAGUGCUGAAAAGAGGAAGCAGAAGAAAGAAGUUAGAGGCCGAAAGCGGCCACUUGAAAAUGAUACUGAUGAGGAUGAAGAGGAUGAUAUGGAAAAAGAGAAUAUGAUGGAUGUUGAUGAGGAUGAGGAGCUUGAAGAGUGGAGUGAGAAAGAUAUUAAGGAAGAAUCAAAUAUUCUGGAGGAAGAAGAAUCAAGUAGAGACGAAUUUGUUGAACCGACAAAGGGAACUUAUGAUAGUGAUGAUUCUGAUGAUUUUACUCAACAAUUCAGUUAUGUGGAAGAUGCUGCAAUAAGUGCUGAUAAGUUCACGGCGAUGUUGGAAGAAGAAAAUGAUUCACAGAAAAAGGAAUCGAAAAGGAAGAUUAAAAAGAUCCAUGGAUUUAAGGAACGGAAGGAUCGGUAAAUUCCAAUGAAAUCAAAGUAGCAUGGAGCUGUUAUUUGUUACUUGUUACCGUUUUAUGAACUUUGUGUUUUAGUUUUUAGCUCCUACAAAGAAUCAUACACUUGUUUGAAAGUCUAUCCAUGCAUCUCAUAUUUUAGCUCUGCAUUCUAUCCCAAAAGCAUAAGUAAUUUUGUAAUGAUUAAUGCAGUAAUGCUGUGAAUAAUAUUCCUUGCUCUGAGCAUAAAUAUAAUUGCAUGGGGCGUAGAGCUCACUCAAACGUUACAACUUCUAAAUAGUUUUAUGUUAUUUCGUACUGUUUUUGAUGAAAGGCUCAUAUGUUGUUUGUUCAGUGUUUGCAAACUUGAAUAUUUGAUGAAUCACUCAUGCUUGUUCAUCACCGCGUCGCCGCGCAAUAACGAUCAAAUUUUAAGUUAUUUUGCGAUAUUCUUCUUUUCUAUAUAAUCUAAAGCUGGAAAGCUAAUAGUAAGCCCAGAGAGCAAAUGUCCCUAAUGAUAUUUCUCAUGUACUAUCGAAGAUCAGUUACUUUUGAUUCAGAAUCGCAAAAUAAUGGUCUGAAGGCUAAUGGUAUAGUACUAUUGCGA